Messenger RNA from Entrophospora sp. SA101, 624 nucleotides. NCBI's taxonomy places the organism in Eukaryota, Fungi, Glomeromycota, Glomeromycetes, Entrophosporales, Entrophosporaceae. The record is from the annotation of a GenBank genome assembly.
AUGGGUAAUGGAAACUCGACAGAUGUUGGCGAUAAUUAUAAUCUUAUCAGCACCAUUCGGCGUAAUAGUAAAAAGCCUUACACACAACAAGAAUUUCUUUUUGUCGACGGCAGAAGAUUUCAUAACGAAAAUGAUGCAAGCUACGUUCUUCCAAAUGAUGAUAAGGAAGUCGAUAGAUUACAAAUGCAGCAUUACCUAAUGAAACAUGUGUGGGGUAGUAAUUUCUCUUCUCCUAUCGAAACAAAAUUAAAACAACAUGGAUCUAGGGUCCUAGAUGUCGGAUGCGGGACAGGGAUUGUUUCACUUGAUAUGGCACAUACAUUCCUUAAUUGUGAAUUCAUUGGAAUCGACAUCUCGCCAAUUUAUCCAUCCGAAAUCAAACCUUCAAACGUUAAGUUCCAAAAAGAAGCAGGAAUAGGAACAUUAAAUCAAGGUCCAGCACAGAAAUUACUCAUGGAUGCCGUCAAGAAACUUGUUAAUUCCAAUAAUUUAGUCUUUGGGGUAGAUAUUUAUCAAAAGAAUUUUGAGAAUCAUCCAGGUUUAAUAGAUGUUAAAUUAGAGAAACGCGAGUGUCUAUUGGGAAAAUCGGGCGGUAAACUUGGCGAAGUGGUUAGUAGUAAUUAA